UUCAUAAAAUUCACUUCGCCAUGACCAGACUGUUGGAAGUUUGGUGGAAAAAUUAGCAUAUAGCGGUGUUGGUAGUAUUGCUGUCGUGGAAGGGGAGGAGAAAGAGAUAUGGGUGAAGAGUCACCGGAGGGUCAGCAGAGGGUUAAGAGAAUAGCGGCGGCGGCCUACGACUACGAGAACGAUUCCAGAUGGGCCGACUAUUGGUCCAACAUCCUCAUCCCUCCCAACAUGGCCUCCCGCUCUGAUGUCGUUGACCACUUCAAACGCAAGUUCUACCAGCGCUACAUCGAUCCUGAUCUCGUGGUAGAUGCUAUGUCUUCUACCGGUUCAUCUCAGCCAGCAAGGCCAGCAGCUCCAUCCUCUGCUUCAACAACAUCUUCAAAUGACCAAGCUCGACCGCGUAACGCAGGGUCAACGACUCGAACUUCGGGGACAUCGUCAACUAUGGGCCCAAAUCCAAGUUCUCUACGCUGGGAUCAGCAAACUAUUCAGUUCUCUAUGAAUGCUUGGGUGUUUGUUGUAGCUGUGCUUGCAAUUUUUCCACUGAUACCUAGAAAUCUUUCACAAAGGGCAUAUCGGCUUUCCUUUAUGGGCACUGCAUGUUCCUCUCUAUAUUCUGUGUAUUCGCUAUAUGGGAAACCAAGGGCAUGGAAUCUUCAGGCUUUGCAAGUUUAUUUUCAGUCCAUUAUUGCAACCAAGGAUUUUAUCUACUUCAUAUACUGCCUUACCUUUGUGACUUCAAAUCUUUGCCUCAAGUUUUCUUUAAUUCCCAUCUUAUGUCGAGCACUUGAACAUGUUGCAAAGUUCCUUAGGCGUAAUUUCAGUCGGUCCUCCUUGUACAGGAAGUACUUGGAAGGACCAUGUGUUUGGGUGGAGUCAAACACAACCACCCUUAGCAUAGUGUCUUCACAUGCUGAGAUUGGACUUGGCUUCCUCCUAAUUGUCUCUCUGUUCUCGUGGCAGCGCAACCUUAUACAAACUUUCAUGUACUGGCAGCUAUUGAAGCUCAUGUAUCGUGCCCCUGUCACUGCAAGUUACCAUAACAGUGUAUGGACUAAGAUUGGGAGGACUGUCAAUCCGCUUGUCCAUCGCUACGCGCCAUUCUUGAAUACUCCAAUUUCUGCUGUCCAGAGAUGGUGGUUGAGGUAGAAGAAACAAGUAGAAGAAGGCAGCCUCAAAGUCCAAAGUGAAAAUCCCACCUGGAUCCACUCUUUUUAUCUAACUUAUGUCAGAUACAUGACAAAUUUUCCAUUAUGAUUAGAGUCUACUGGAAGUUACUUGCAACGAUUGAAUACUUGUUUGUUUUAUCUUUUAUGUACUGCCAAAACUUCUCAUGGGGAGUUGCAUCCACUCAAUUUACCGUAUAAUUAUUAUUCCGAAAA
Juglans microcarpa x Juglans regia is the source of this 1382-nucleotide messenger RNA. RefSeq lists its product as uncharacterized. Gene Ontology annotation, cellular component: endoplasmic reticulum; membrane. Gene Ontology annotation, biological process: endoplasmic reticulum tubular network organization; membrane organization. The coding region runs from base 109 to 1149 and encodes 346 amino acids. The transcript is spliced from 9 exons. The record is from RefSeq and is a predicted model, not a curated record. Lineage: Eukaryota; Viridiplantae; Streptophyta; Magnoliopsida; Fagales; Juglandaceae.